Paraglomus brasilianum is the source of this 366-nucleotide messenger RNA. Lineage: Eukaryota; Fungi; Glomeromycota; Glomeromycetes; Paraglomerales; Paraglomeraceae. The record is from the annotation of a GenBank genome assembly.
AUGCCAAAAAUUCAACGCUCAUCAUAUUCUGCUGCUGAAAAGCUUAAAGUUUUGCAAUAUGCAGAACUUUAUGGUAUAAGAGUAGCUGCUCGUCAUUUUAAUAUUGAUCAUUCAAUGAUUUCUCGUUGGGGAAAAAUAGAAGAAAAACUCAAGUUAGCUAAAGGGAAAAAUCGGCGUAUUGGUUCAGGAAGAAAGGAAAAAUAUCCCGAAGCUGAAGCUAGUUUAAAAACGUGGCUUAUAGAAUUUCGAAAAGAUGAAGACGAUUUAUUUGGACAAAUGGAGGAGGAAAUUGAUGAAAAUGAAAGGGAAAUUGUAGAUAUAGAUAGUGAUUCAGCUGAUAAAUUAGAAGAGGAAGAAUUAGAAUAA